GUGUGUGUGUGGUGUCUGUGUGAGAGAGAGUGUGUGAGAGAGUGUGUGUGAGAGAGAGAGGGAGUGUGUGUGUGUGAGAGGGAGAGAGAGAGAGUGUGAUCCUGUUGUGUGAGAGUGAGUGUGAGUGUCAGAGUGCCUGUCUCUGUGAGUGAGUGUCUCUGUGUGUGUGUGUGUGUGAGAGUGUGUGUACACUAGCAGCUCUCUCUCUCUCUCUGCCCCCUCUCUCUCUCUCUCUCUCUCCCUCCCUCCCUCCCUCUCACUGACGGCCGUCCCACAAUCCAUCUCCAUCCGCCAUCUUUGCAUUAUUUCCAAUUUAUUUUCUGUCAGGGGCUCUGAUGAAGAUAUUUUUCUCUGGAGUCUCCGGCUUUCCGCUCCAGAUGUGACCGACUAUGUCUCGCCGCAAGCAAGGCAACCCUCAGCAUUUAAGUAAAAGGGAAUUUUCGCCAGAGGCUGACCAUGUGGAGACGGCGAGCACGGACGAAGAGGACACGGUCAUGGCGGGGCCGGGCAGCGGCGUUGGCAGCGGAGACCACGACCUGCUGACCUGCGGGCAGUGCCAGGCGCACUUCCCGCUGGCCGAUAUCCUCGUCUUCAUCGAGCACAAGAGGAAGCGGUGCAGCGGCGCAGGCAUCUGCUUCGAGAAACCAGUGGAUAAAUCUAGCCCCUCUCCCCCACACCCGGAGCCCAGGAGAGUGUCUGAGCCCGUCGAGAUCGGCAUCCAAGUCACGCCUGAGGAGGACGACCGGCUGCUAACGCCUACGAAAGGAAUUUGCCCGAAGCAGGAGAAUCUUGCAGGAGGUAAAGAUGAGCCUUCAAGCUACAUUUGCACAACAUGCAAGCAGCCUUUUAUGAGUGCUUGGUUCCUGCUCCAACAUGCACAGAAUACACACGGAUUCCGGAUUUACUUGGAGACGCAUCCGUCGAACAGUCCCCUUACCCCUCGGAUUGGCCUUCCCCCCUCCUUGGGACCAGACCCCAUCUCACAGUCCCCCCUUACUACUUUUCUCGGUGAGAACAAUCCUUUCAACCUGCUGCGAAUGACUGGACCUAUACUUCAGGAGCACCCGGGCUUUGGCGAUGGCCGUCUCCCCAAUACUCCCCCCAUUUUCAGCCCGCCGCCUCGCCAUCAUCUAGACCCGCAUCGUCUGGACCGCCUUAGUGCUGAUGAAAUGGGCUUGGUAUCUCAGCAUCAUAGUGCCUUUGACAGAGUAAUGCGCUUGAACCACCCACUGGGUAUGGAAUCCCAGACUAUGGACUUCUCCAGGAGGCUCCGAGAACUAGCAGGGAACAACAGCUCCACUCCGCCCUUGUCGCCCAGCCGUCACAAUCCUAUGCAUCGCUUGCUUCAGCCCUUCCAACCCAGCCCCAAGUCGCCAUUUCUGAGCACGCCGCCACUCCCCCCCAUGCCCCCCAGCAGCACAACUCCUCCUCAGUCACAGUUGAAGAGUAAGUCCUGCGAGUUCUGUGGGAAGACCUUCAAGUUCCAGAGCAAUCUGAUAGUCCACCGGCGCAGCCACACGGGAGAGAAGCCGUACAAGUGUCAGCUGUGCGACCACGCCUGCUCCCAGGCCAGCAAGCUGAAACGCCACAUGAAGACACACAUACACAAGUCAGCCUCCGUCACGGCCAGGUCAGACGAUGGUCUCUCCACCACCAGCUCACCCGAACCUGGCACCAGUGAGCAUGCGAGCGGAGAAGGAUGUGGCCUGAAAGCCAACAUAACCAAUUUCAACACUGGUCAGAUGAAUGAGAAUGAGGAGGAGGAAGAGGAGGAGGAGGAGGAAGAGGAAGAGGAACUGGAAAAUGAAAGCCGGCCGGAGUCCAGUUUCAGUAUGGACUCCGAGCUGAGUCGCAACCGAGAGAAUGGCUUCAAAUUGCCAGUGAAUGAGAAGCACUGUGUUCUGGGCAAAGUCAUGGAAAAUGUCGGUCUCCGUGCAAUCCAGCAUUACAGCGAUGUGCUUACCGAUAAGCAGAAGCGUAAUAGCUUCUCAAAACGAUCCUCUGAUGGUCAGAGAGACACUGGAGAUGAGGACUCUGUUGCAGGCGAACUGGAUCGACCGGAAGAUGGCACAGUGAAUGGAAGAGGCUUCGGUCCCGGUGAAUCUUUCCCUAUCACAUUGCCGCGGAAACCUCCUCUCAUCACUAGCCCCUCUCUGUCAGUUGCUUCUUCAAAAAGAAUUAAAAUGGAGAAAGACGUGGACUUGUCCUCAGCACCUUUAAUUCCCUCUGAGAAUGUUUACUCUCAAUGGCUGGUGGGCUACGCAGCAUCAAGGCACUUCAUGAAAGACCCGUUCCUGGGAUUCGGCGACUCUAGACAAUCUCCCUUCGCCACUUCCUCUGAACACUCCUCGGAGAACGGCAGCCUGAGGUUCUCCACACCGCCUGGAGACAUGCUGGACGGGGGACUCUCUGGCCGUAGUGGCACAGCCAGCAGCGGCAGUACCCCUCACAUGGGAGGGCCCGGCCCGGGGAGGCCGAGCUCCAAGGAAGGACGCCGGAGCGACACUUGCGAGUACUGCGGCAAAGUGUUCAAAAACUGCAGCAACUUGACAGUGCACCGCAGGAGCCAUACCGGCGAACGGCCUUACAAAUGCGAGCUCUGCAACUAUGCAUGCGCCCAGAGCAGCAAGCUGACGCGCCACAUGAAAACGCACGGCCAGAUCGGCAAGGAGGUUUACAGAAACUGCGACUUCUGAACAAGAAACUAUGGGAAAUCUAUGGUCCAAAAGGGUUAUGGUAUACAUUAGGGAACAACUGAGAUUAAAAGUGUCAGUGUUGCUUAGCAUAGCAUUCACAAUGCUGGCACUAUAAAAAAAAAUGUUAAUGUCAGUUGACGGUUUUUAUACUGCCAUUCAAUUUGACAUGAGUGCCUUGAAUAUUUGAUCUUCCUAAUGAGUCUCUGAGACAAAUGCAAAACCAUUUUUUGUGAAGUUAAAAAAAAGUACUGAUUUGAAGAAGAGAAAAAAAAAUCACACAACAAAGAGAAAAAUGUACGUCAUAUUAGAUUCUAGAGCUCUACACGCACCAACAAUCCAGCAUUUGUAAAACAAAAACAAAAAAUAAAUUCAGCGGAACUUCACGCCAGCCGCUACAAGUUGGUGAAGACGAAACAGCAUCCCUUCCCCCCCCACUUGCCCCCCCACCCAUCUAAUCAACUUCGGAAAAACAGUUUGACGGUCUGUUCUCAUCAAUUGACGCUGCAGGACGCUGCUUAAACUGUGGGAACCCCACUGUAGCAAGGCUCAAAAGUUUUUAAAAAAAAAGACGCCUCCAGAGUCCCACCAAGAACGUAAAGACAGUUACUCAUCAGGAACAAUGGCUACUCCUUAUUUUUUUUUUGUUCUGAACAGAAUUAGUGCACUCAGUCUCGAAUAAGUUUACAGUAUUGAAUAUAUACAAAGGUGGAAAAAAAUAACAAAAAAAAUUGUGUGUGUGUGUGCGUGCGUGUGUUUGUUGAAUGAUCAAGAGAUUUUUUUUCCGAAGUUUGCUUAGUAAAUACAUGGAUGCCAUUAUGGCCAUGUGUAUAUUGGUUCUCUGAUUCAACUGGUGAAGGGGUUUAAUAUAUAUAUUACAGUUUCUUGAUCACUGUAAAAGUGUACCAGUAUUUGUAAUAAUGGAGAAUGCCUGGGCAUUUUACAAAAUGGAGAAAAAAAAAAAAAAAAAAUUUUUUUUUCAAAAAUGGAAAUUGUUGCAGUAAAUUUGUGGGUCUAAAAUUGUACUUGUCACUGUAAUUGUAAAGUCUAAUUGACUAUCAGUUUUAGUAGACUUUUUUGCCUUGGGUGUUUUAUCUUUUUUCAAAAAUUGUAUAGAACUUGUAUUGGGAAGAACGAUUACUGCUACCAUAUGUAGACAAGAAAAAAAUAGUAGAAAAGUGCAUAUUCAUGUAAUUGCUUUGCUUAAAUCACAUUCCUGACCUGUACUUUUUUCCCUCUGUUUCUCUGGAAUGGUUACUUGGUAUUGGUUCAUAAUAGUGUAGGCACUUGCUGUAUUUAUACAGGAGCUUGUAUUUUUUAACUGUUUGCUUGUCCUUUUAAAGGUACGACAAAAAAGUACCUUUUUUUUGGUAGUGGAUUAGAAAAAGAACACACAGGCUGCCAUAAUAUAUUUUUUUAAUUUUGGCAGGAUAAACAAAUAGUGCAAAAAUAAUUUGUAUGUUCUGAAAUCUUAUUGUACAGGAGAAAAAGAAAGGUCGUGUAACGACCUUUUGUUAAAAAAAAUACAAAAAGGAAUUAGGAAAUGCAUUGCUGGUCACUGAUAAUUUGAUUUUCAUUUGUACAGUUUCCCUCCCAGAUUCCCUGUUGGAUAUGCACGGUUUACAGUUUUGCUAGUCUGUCUCAUUUAUUUUUUUUUUGUUCAUGAUUUGCUGCCUUCACUCUCCCUAUUCACGUGGACUCACUUCAAAUCCAUUGUGGUCAGAGUCAGAUCAAUGUAAAUUGGACUGAAUGAAAACUAAAAUAUGUUGCAUCUUGCGCUGUUUAAGGGUCAUUCAGUACGUGACAUUGAAGACAGCAGAUGAAUUGUAUAAUGUCCAUGUUGGGCAGGUGUAUACUCACAGGGAUGAGAAAUUUCCUUAUUUUGGGCACAUUUCUGCCUUUGUAAGUUUCAUAAAAUAGUUAUCCAGCUUUUUUUUUGAAGAAAACAAUGAUUAAGUUAAACUAUGAGGUUUGCAGUAUGUAGUGACCACUAGAUGUCACUGAAACAUUCAAUUGUCAGUGCGCUAGCGACCACUAAUGGUAAUGAACAAAUACUGCAUUUUUCCAAAAUGGAACCUUCAAUGGUUCCUUAUUUUUAUUUUCUCUUGAAACUCCUGUCUUGUCCCUGACGCAUCCACGUUACGUGCAUGGCACUAUUUUGUUUUACAUUUCCAUGGGGAUUUGGGUUUCAGGCCUCCUUGAUCUGCUGCUGUGUAAAACUGAUGAGGCAGAUACAAGUAUAUGUUGAUCUAACUGCCAUUUGUUUUUUUUUAAUUUUUGUGUUAACAGGAUCAUUCACACCUUAUUUCACAUUCCACGGGUUUCUCAACGUACACAAUAGUAGGUAAGAGGUGGGAUGAAACCUUUUGUAUUUUGACACUUUGAAAUUUGCACUAAAAGGCAGAAACAAAACAAAAGCCAUCCUGGAUGAAUAAUCUUUAACUGCUAAGGUCUAAAAUAUUAUCACUCCACUACCUAAAGGCAUGGGCAGCAUUCAUUAAACUCCACGUGUUCAAAGUUGCUUAUCAGUUGGUGGGCUAAGUGGCUUGAAAUAUCCAAUUGUUAGUGAGUUUGAUAUUCAGACAUUCCAGUGCAUUUCUGUGAAUAAAAUGUAGCAUGAAAGCUGUAGAGGCUCCAUUGCAUAUCUCUUGAUCUGCAGCAGCUAUCAUCGUUUGACCUAGGUUAUGUCAGUGGUUGACAGUUACAAGUUCGUAAUUGAUUUUACCAAUAUAAGGUGACCAGGUACUAUUUAUACAUUUUUCUCUAGCUCUAGUGGAAAGUGUUUUCGACAAGUUUCCCCUGCAUCAUCCUUAUUACCGUGAGUAAUUCGGUGAGAUGGAAGGAGGUUGAGCCUGUAGUAACCUAAGCCAGGGUUGAGUGUCAACCUUGUCAGGUCAAGAGAUGCACCUCAUAAUGUUUGGGCACCAGCAACAAAGGUAUCAACUUUGACAGACAAUAUUCAUUGGUUAAAAAGAAAAUGUUAAAUUCAUUAUGUCAAGAAGGAGCAAUCCAUGGAGCCAACUUCUCCUUCAGUGUAGCACUUCAUGGGGCUUCUGGCAUGUCAGUCAAAGGUUUUUUUUAACUUCCCUGUUUACAUCUUCCUUGUAAAACAAGCAGAAAAAGCACUUUGGUCAUUACUGUAGUGAAAUAUUGGACCGGAAAGUUGAUUUCAGAAUAAUACAUUGUAAUCAAAUGGUCACUAUUGUCAUCAAAUUGUUAUAUUUGGUACCCACAUAGUUCCAACCAAGGUCUGUUUUACCAGUAUAAGAUAGAAUAGUGACGGCACAUUGCUAUGUUUUCUAAGUGGUCCUUGGCACAGUAAAGCUUUCAGGAAAACAUUAGUGAACAGGCAGCAAUAUAGAAGUAUAUAGGAAGUAGGUAUCUCUUGUUUGAGCAGGUUUCGUGCCACUGAGGGGUGGCAGGGAAUUAAAUUUAAGAUGUUACAGCAAUAUUUUACAGCAGUCAUUUCAGCCACAAAGGGAAAAAAAUUAGUCAGCUGGUGAAAACUAAGUAUUUGCAUAUUGACAGCCACUGCAUAUGUUACAAUGGACACAGUUUACAGAACUAGAUAAAACCUAAAGUAUAUACCGAAGUUUUCAGAUUUUAUCUGUGAAAGAUUGAUGGAAUGGAAUAAAAGCCCUUUUGCUUGAUGUGUCAGAUUCCAGAACUUGGUGCUAGAGAACUAAGCUAGAGAACUAAUGAACUCUAAAUUGAGCCAGUGUAGAAGCUACACAGUGGAUUUAUAUAGAGAACUUGUAGUACCUGCUUUCUUAAAGAUGACAAAUCUUUCAAAACAAAAAUCCAACAUAGUAGUUUAUUGUACUGGCGUACUGCCUAUAACCAUUUUAUAUUGGGUGAGUUUAGGGUUAAUUGAUUGAAACAUUUCCUUUUAUAUAGUGGUGUUCAAUGCUCUGAUGUUGUUCUCCAUCACUAUUCAGUGUUUGAGCUGUGUUGUUUCAGCAGCUUCCGACAUUGUGUGCCACUACACGAGAUCCACCUCCCCAUGCUGCCAUUUACCACCAACCAGUCAACAUUGUAUACAUUCAAUGCGGAGUUAUGCAAGGAAAAGUACUGACAAACAUUCAAAGGUUAAGAUUUCACGUUUCAUCCCACCUCUGUUAAAUACAGUCCAUAGGUUAUUUUAUCAUGACCAAAACACUUUUAACGGUGCUGUUGUAUUUUUAAGAAUUGUACUUAAAAUGCAAAGCAAAUCAAUGCCACUUGAGUUGGACCUAUUUGUAAUGGCAAGGCAAAAUAUUUUAUUAGCUUUUUUUCUAUUUCUGUAUUUAGAGCUUUUUAUUGUAACUUGAGAUUUGGUCUUAUACUACAAGUUUGAACUAUUUAUUAUUGCUUGUGUUGUGCUCUGUUUAAAACAGAUGCACGUUAUCCUUUUUUUUAUGUUGAAGUGCUGACCAGAGGUCACAUCAGCUUGGCUUUGUGAAAUAUUUAUUGUUCUGUUUUUCUGUACAAAAUCAAGCCCUCUCCUAAUCCACACUGUUUUCAGCUUGUGUCUACCAUUUCAUUCAUACACUCAUCCAAAUGUUUGUCCCAUUUUCAAGUGAAAGAAAUAAAUCAAAAGUUAUCUUUACAAUCUUCAAA
Messenger RNA from Hemiscyllium ocellatum (epaulette shark), 7292 nucleotides. RefSeq names its product B-cell lymphoma/leukemia 11B-like. Gene Ontology annotation, molecular function: RNA polymerase II cis-regulatory region sequence-specific DNA binding; DNA-binding transcription factor activity. Gene Ontology annotation, biological process: positive regulation of transcription by RNA polymerase II. The record is from RefSeq and is a predicted model, not a curated record. The transcript is spliced from 4 exons. Lineage: Eukaryota; Metazoa; Chordata; Chondrichthyes; Orectolobiformes; Hemiscylliidae. Gene Ontology annotation, cellular component: nucleus. The coding region runs from base 390 to 2696 and encodes 768 amino acids.